AGAUAUGUAAUUUAUCAAGGAGGAUUGCUUGUAUCUAUUAGAAUUCUCUGGCACACAAUUUGCAGAGUUUGCAAUUGCAGGCAUUCCUAACCCUGCCAGAAGCUAAAUGGGAGGUGGAGCCGUUGCAUUCGCAAUCUUCGACCGUGAUAACGUGAGGUUACUGAACAUUGUCAACGAUGUUUACCAGAAGUAUGCUUAUGACUUGGAGCUGUUCAUACAUUGCUCAUUGGAUAUUAUUGACGAGAAGUCCUCAAAAGCAAACGAGAUGUUUUUAGGACAUUUGUACAGCAAUCAGAAGUACAAGUCUUAUGGUUUUAUCACAAACACGGGUGUUCGCAUGAUUUUGGUGCUCGAGGCAAACAAUAUCGAGCUCAAAGAUUUGGACGUGCGAGGUAUCUUCAAACGCUUCCAUACUUUAUACUGCAAUGCCAUCUCGAAUCCGUUUCACACGUUCGGAGCCGAAAUUCAAUCAAAGUCGAUCUCGAGAGCGGCUGCGCAAAUAUUGUGCAGUAAUUCUGAGUUAUAG
Molecule: messenger RNA, 526 nt
Organism: Cylicocyclus nassatus
Lineage: Eukaryota; Metazoa; Nematoda; Chromadorea; Rhabditida; Strongylidae
Source: the annotation of a GenBank genome assembly